AUGUCCGAACGUGAACAGAAGCAUGCGCCAUCUGUGGCCGUGCAGCAAAGUGAUAACAUCGCACAUGCUCUGGCAGGCUCGGGUGGUGGUAUCUUGUCAAUGAUCUUGACAUACCCUCUUAUCACCCUGUCCACACGAGCCCAGGUUGAAUCCAAGCGUGCGCAAUCUUCUACUCUCGAUGCUGUCCGUCGCAUCGUCCAACGUGAGGGAAUUGCAGGUCUCUUCUCGGGUCUAGAGUCAGCCCUCUUUGGAAUUAGCGUCACCAACUUUGUGUACUACUACUGGUACGAAUGGACUCGAUCAGCCUUCGAGAAGGCGGCCAUCAAUUCUGGCCGGACCUCGAAGAAACUCACAACUGUCGAGUCUAUUAUCGCUGGUGCAAUCGCUGGUAGUGCCACUGUUCUAACCACCAAUCCGAUCUGGGUGGUUAACACUCGCAUGACAGCCCGCAAGUCUGACUCAGAAGAGGAGGCUCUCCCUGGUGCUCCCAAGAAGACCAAACCAUCAACUUUUGGCACCUUGAUGGAAUUGUUGCGCCAGGAGGGCCCCGCUGCUCUCUUCGCAGGUGUUCUUCCCGCGUUGAUUCUGGUUAUCAACCCUAUUCUCCAAUACACUAUCUUCGAACAGUUGAAAAAUGUGGUUGAGCGCCGUCGACGCAUGACCCCGAGAGAUGCCUUUUUGCUCGGCGCACUGGGCAAGAUCAUGGCUACCAGCAUUACAUACCCCUACAUCACUGUUAAGAGCCAGAUGCACGUAGCUAGCAAUGAUGGUUCCAAGUUGAGCCUGAAUGGAAACUUCAAGCGCAUUAUUAAGGAAGAGGGAUGGACUGGUCUGUACAAGGGUAUUGCACCCAAGGUCACCCAGAGUGCCAUUACUGCUGCCUUCCUCUUUGCUUUUAAGGAUGUUCUCUAUGAAACAAUGGUAACCAUGCGUAAGCGGGGUGCUAUUCGCAAGUGA
Messenger RNA from Penicillium taxi, 957 nucleotides. It is a transcript of the gene pmp47, whose product is annotated as putative peroxisomal membrane protein Pmp47. The record is from RefSeq and is a predicted model, not a curated record. The coding region runs from base 1 to 957 and encodes 318 amino acids. Gene Ontology annotation, cellular component: peroxisomal membrane. Gene Ontology annotation, molecular function: FMN transmembrane transporter activity; ATP transmembrane transporter activity; FAD transmembrane transporter activity. NCBI's taxonomy places the organism in Eukaryota, Fungi, Ascomycota, Eurotiomycetes, Eurotiales, Aspergillaceae. The transcript has 3 exons.